GCUCUGCGCCUCCUACUCCUGCUGCUCCUGGCCGUGGCCCUGCCUGCCAGGGCUGCCCAGGCUGCUCCGCUACAAGCGUGGCGAGCAGACUGGAAUCGUGACAUGGGUUCUCAGGAAAUCCUGAUGAAUGAUGGUUUGAAGUUCCUGGAGGAUGCUGGAGCUGAACCUGCCGGUGAAGGUCCCACAUCCAGGACUGAGGCUCUGGGAGUUGCUGAGGGUGUGUCUGCGGGGAGGACUUCUCAAGCUCCAGGGCUGGAUGCUUGGCCCCAACCCAGCUCCCAUGGCAGGGGGAAGAUCCAAGACACAAGAGACAAGAUAUCCCUGGAACCACCCACACAGAUGAAGCAAGAGCUGAAGAAAAUGCGGCAGGGAGGACAAGAGAUAGACAUAGAGCUUCAGUGGAAGGUGGCAUUUCCUGAAGGAAGCACUCCAUCUUUGGUGCCAGCCCCAGCUGCAGGAAAGAAGGCAAUGCCAGACAUAGGCACAGGCACAGCAGACUGGGAUGCUGGGACGGUUCCUCCAUUAGCGUGGCCCUCUGAAGUUGUGAAGCCCUCUGAGCAUUCUGCAGCCAUGUCUGAAGGGACAACUCCACCAACUCCUACCUUGGAUGCUGCACAAAAGCCCAGCUCCCAUCACAGGGGUCCUACGACAGGAGAGACCAAAGACAUGGCAGGCAAGAAAUUCCAGGACCCAUUAGAAAUCAUGUGGCAAAUGCUGAAGGAACGUCUGCAAAGAAGGCAAGAAAUGAAAGGAGAGCCUGUGCAGAUGGAAGCAUUUCCCAGAGGAAGUAGUGGUUCCGUGCCAGCCUCUGCUGCAGGAAGGGAGGCCAUGCCAGGCACAGACACAGGAGAUGAGGUUGCUGGGAAGGCUUCUCCAUCAGCUUGGAUGAAUAAAGUUUUGAAGCCCUUGGAGCCUCCUGCAGAUGUGUCUACAGGGAGGACUUCUCCAGCUUCUCCAGCUCCUACCUUGGAUGCUAUACGCAAGCCCAGCUCCCAUCACAGGGGUACUCCAACAGGGAAAGUCCAAGAUACAACAGAUAAGAUGUCCCUGCAAACUUCCAAACAGAUGAGGCAAGAGCUGAAGGAACCCCUGCAGACAAGAGAAGAGAUGGACAUAGUGCUUCAGUGGAAGUUGGCAUUUCUUGAAGGAAGCACUCUAUCUUCGGUGCCAGCCCCUGCUGCAGGAAAGAAGGCAAUGCCAGACACGGGCACAGGCACAGCAGACUGGGAUGCUGGGAAGGAUUCUCCAUUAGCCUGGCGCUCUGAAGUUGUGCAGCCCUCCGAGCAUUCUGCAGAUGUGUCUGCAGGGACGACUUCACCAACUCCUACCUUGGAUGCUGCACAAAAGCCCACCUCCCAUCACAGGAGUCCUACGACAGGAGAGACCAAAGACAUGGCAGGCAAGAAAUUCCAGGACCCAUUAGAAAUCAUGUGGCAAAUGCUGAAGGAAUGUCUGCAGAGAAGACAAGAAAUGAAAGGAGAGCCUGUGCAGAAGGAAGCAUUUCCCGCAGGAAGCAGUGGUUCCGUGCCAGCCUCUGCUGCAGGAAGGGAGGCCAUGCCAGGCACAGACACAGGAGACGGGAAUCGUGACAUGGGUUUUCAGGAAGUCCUGAUGAAGGAUGGUUUGAAGUUCCUGGAGAAUGCUAGAGGCUGA
This is a messenger RNA of Passer domesticus (house sparrow), 1653 nucleotides long. RefSeq lists its product as uncharacterized. The transcript is spliced from 20 exons. Lineage: Eukaryota; Metazoa; Chordata; Aves; Passeriformes; Passeridae. Bases 103 to 1653 code for a protein of 516 amino acids. The record is from RefSeq and is a predicted model, not a curated record.